AUGUUCCAACCAAAGUUCUUGCGCAGCACCGAUGGAGAGGUCGUAUUGGCAGCGAAGGGGUGCAAUGCCCGUGUGAUCACGAGCUGGCUGUCAGAUGUGACGACUCUGUUGGUUCAUGAUGAGAUCUACCAGACGGAGGAGCUGAACCUCUUGGCCCAGCUCAUGCAUUUCUGCUCGUCCCUCAUGAACCAUGUGGAAUGGGCCCCUCGCUUCCUCAAUGACUCCCAGAUCCAGGGCAUGCAAGAGCUGGCAUACUUUGCCGGCCGAGAGAGUGGCACAGCUGAUUUGGACUAA
Molecule: messenger RNA, 294 nt
Organism: Symbiodinium necroappetens
Lineage: Eukaryota; Dinophyceae; Suessiales; Symbiodiniaceae
Source: the annotation of a GenBank genome assembly